Molecule: messenger RNA, 3299 nt
Organism: Aplysia californica (California sea hare)
Lineage: Eukaryota; Metazoa; Mollusca; Gastropoda; Aplysiida; Aplysiidae
Exons: 13
Coding region: 1-2850 (949 amino acids)
Biological process (GO): calcium ion import across plasma membrane
Cellular component (GO): membrane
Molecular function (GO): protein binding; calcium channel activity
Source: RefSeq, a predicted model, not a curated record
AUGACACCUCCAGGUGAGAGCGCCUUGCACAUCGCUAUCGUGAUAGGAGACAUGGAGUCGGUGCAGCUUUUGGUGCAGGCUGGUGCUGACGUGAACCAGAGAGCGACCGGCCGGUUCUUUUUGCCCGAGGAUCAAAAACAGGGCUACACCGGAACGACCAAUUAUGACGCGGGUAGCAAUCCAUAUGUGCGGGACGGCAGCGGCAGCGGCACAGCAGCGGGACGAUACUGUGUGUGUGUGUGUGUGCAGGAAUUCUGGCGGUUCAGCACCACCAUGUGCUCGGCUCACCCCUUGCGGACCCUGGACUCUAUCGGAACAGACGGAAGCACAAACUGGGACUCGGCUCUAAUGAUCAUCGUGAACGGAGAGAAAGACGACCAUCUGGAGAUGUUGGAGGGAGGCGUGAUGAGACAGCUGCUGGAUGAGAAGUGGAAAACCUUUGCUAAGGACCGCUUCAUCGUCCGUCUCAUCGUCGCCAUCUGCCAUCUCAUCGUGUUCAGCGUGGCCAUCUACACCAGACCAGCAGGAACCGAACUCCUGUCCUACAGAGGGCCAGUGGACGCGGUCCGGUACACAGCUGAGAUCAUCGUCUGUAUAAGUUGUCUCAUCACCGUGUUCUACGAGGUCACAGAAAUCAGCACACAAGGGAUAUCCAGCUUUUUCAAAAAUUGUGUAAGUUUAGAACCGUUUGUGGUUACUUUUGUAUUUCCUUUUUUCCUGCAUAGGUUUUUUGGCUUGAGUGAAGCUUGCUUUUCUCUCUCUGUAGAGAAGUGUGUUCCCUUCACCCUGGCCAACAUGACACACCUGAGACAGCUGACACGCCUGACUCACCUGACACGCCUGACUCAUCUCGCACACCUGACUCACCUGACUCGCCUGACUCACCUUACAAUGGGCCAUCACGUCACGGGCCCAUUUGUCACCAUGAUCUACAAAAUGUGUGCCGGAGACUUGCUCAGAUUCGCCAUCAUAUAUUGCAUUUUUCUUGUUAGCUUUACUGAAGGUUUCUUUUUCCUCUUCCGGGAUGUGAAGCUGGAGAAGGGAGUGACAACCGGUGAGGAGGAAAAGUUCUCCUCCCUUAUAGAGACAGUCCUCUACCUCUUCCAGAUGACGCUCGGAGAGUUCAAGGUAAUGAUCAAUCACUUGUGCUUCCAGUAUGAGAUCUUCAACUACUCGCACUACGCGGCGCUGACCAAGAUCAUCUUCGCCCUGUUCAUGAUUCUGGUUCCCAUCCUGCUGCUCAACAUGCUGAUCGCUAUGAUGGGAAACACCUACACCACGGUCAUCUCAAAGUCCAGCAAGGAGUGGAGGAAGCAGUGGGCCAAGAUUGUGGUUGUGUUGGAGCGCGGCAUCUCGCCAAAGAAGUUGUUGAACUUUCAGAGACAGUACUCCGUGAGGCUGGGCGGCCCGCCUCCUAGUGAUGAGGACCCCCCUCUCCCUGAAGAGCGAGCACUCGUGGUCAUCAAGACCAGCAGCAAGUCCAGAGCCAAGACUCGCAAGACGGCCAUCUACCGCUGGAAGGCCCUGGGCAAGGAAGUGAUUCGUCAGCUGCGAGCUAAGAAGAAGUCUGGUCAGCCCUUCCAACUGACGGAGUCUGUCCGGAAAGGUUCGACCCUCAACAUCGAGGAUGAGCAGAAGGGUAUGGACCUGCUGACUGACACCGUGUCGCAGCUGGCCUGGGCCAAGGACAUUGACCUCACCAAAGGUCAUCAGUUCAUCAGCGACCCCGGCGUGAUCAGCCCGCGUUCCCCAACGCUGAGUUUGAACCACCCGUCCACAUCUCAGAGACGUGAGCCCGCGGAGCGUGCCUUCUCCCUCACCGAGCAGGAGACCGGGAUGGACCGGCUCUCCAACACCAUACAGCAGCUGGCCUGGACUAAAGACCUCGAUCUGACCAAAGGUCAGCCUCUCAUUGCUGACCCAACAGCGGGAGUGCCCGCGUCACCAUCUCUUGUCGUCCCUCCGGUUCCUUUGACGCCCGUGCCCAACGGAUCUACCGUGAAGCCAAAGCCGAGCCCGGAGACAGAUUUGCGACAGAGAUUGCCUGAUACGCCUUUGAGUCAGAUCAAGAAGAAAAAGAAUCUGAACUACAACCGUGUCUCACCACUACUUAACCCCAGGAACUUAGUGGGUACUGUUUAUUCCGGUAUUUCUGACGACGCGUUUCAAAGAGACGCCUCCCGUGACAUGACAAAUGAAGUUUUUACGUUUCCUGUCACGAGAUCAGAAGACAGCCACUCCUCUCAGAGAACAGAAUCUUCCGAAAGACAAGGCUCUUCUUCCAGGAAUGCUGCCGUUUCUGAGGAGUCUAAAGGCCGCAUAAUUCAAUCUGAAUUCUCCCUCUCAGCGGACAGCUCUUCUGCCAGUGAGGUCAAACCUGAGGUUACUUUCCCGAAAAGAAAAUCAAAGCACACGUCUCUUCGCACCACUGGGCGAAGCCGUAGUCAUGGAGAGGGGUUGGGUGAGGGUCAGAGGCUAAAGGUCACCGAUGAGACGAGAGGUACGGAGGUGGAAGUUAUGAGUUCCACCUCUAGCCUCAAAGAAGCCGCCGAUGCUCCGAGUGUCGUGUCCAGCACUCACGAUAUCGAAAUCCAAAGUGAAAUCAUUGACCCCAGUGCGGAUUCGAACCGAGAUCUAGAGUCUACAGCCACAGGGUCCUCCAGUGCGACCACCCCCGUCACUAGUUACUGGUUGGAUAAAGAAUCCCCUCCAAUCGAGGCCAGCCCAGUGCGAUCUCGCAAGCCGUCAUCGGGGAAGAAAGGCAAAGGCAAAAGCAAGAAGAAGGCUGGUUCUCAAUCGUCUUUGGUCACUCUGCUGGAAAGUACAAGCAGCAAAGAAGACGCCGUUUGAUGAUCAUCGUAAUGUGUUGGAUUCAUUAUCAUUCACGCAUCAAGCAGAAAAAAAGACCUAUAUGGACAAGUUCUGUGAGCAAAUUAUGUUCAACUUUAGCCUCAGCUGCCUUUUCCUGUCACGCACAGAAUUUCGUCUCAAGACUCUUUGUUCUAGCCAAGUUGUGCUGGAGCAUGGAAAGUUUUUCUGUUCAAGACACCAACACUUCGUUACCUCAAAAUUACAAAGUUCUAUCUUCUCAGUACCUAGUUUUGAGAAAUUUGACGUACAAUAUUUUGAGUGGUACUCGUAUGACCUUAGUAUGCUGUUGUGAGCGCCGUAAAACCUUACUAAAGCUAAAAAGUAUUUCAAGCUUCACAAUAUGUGUCGAGCUUUUUGUAAUGCAGUUCUUUUAAUAUCUUGAAAACGACUCCGGAUAAUCUUAUGAUUUUGAUAGAGCAGAUGGACAA